Puma concolor (puma) is the source of this 679-nucleotide messenger RNA. The record is from RefSeq and is a predicted model, not a curated record. Lineage: Eukaryota; Metazoa; Chordata; Mammalia; Carnivora; Felidae.
UUUGCAGACCCCUUUGCUGAUGCAACUAAGGGUGACGACUUACUCCCGGCAGGGACUGAGGAUUACAUUCAUAUAAGAAUCCAGCAACGGAACGGCAGAAAGACACUGACUACUGUCCAGGGCAUCGCAGAUGAUUAUGACAAAAAGAAACUUGUGAAAGCUUUCAAAAAGAAAUUCGCCUGUAAUGGUACUGUGAUUGAGCAUCCUGAGUACGGAGAGGUUAUUCAGCUUCAAGGUGACCAAAGAAAAAACAUUUGCCAGUUUCUCCUGGAGGUUGGCAUUGUCAAGGAGGAACAGCUUAAGGUUCAUGGAUUCUAAAACGAACCCGAAGACGUGGAGAAUUUCUUGAAUGAUUUUGUCCUCUAAACCCAGUGUGGCUGCCUCGUGAAAUGACUCUCUGCAGUAAACGGACUUUUCAUGUAUUUAAUCGUUCAAACUCCCAUUCACACGUGCAUGAUUACAGAAAACAUGGGGUAUGUAGGCUAGUAACACACAAGAAAAUUGCAGUAAGAUGGUAACGAAACCCCGUAUUCAUCUUAACAUGUUUCCAAUGGAAAAUAUUUUGUUUUGAGUGUUUAUUUGUUUAUUGUUCAGCUUUUUUUCACCUGAUUAAAUGCUUUUUUGUUGUAUUAAACCAUGUAUGUUGCAGCUUGACAAUAAAGAAACAUCUCUGAAUCCU